AUGUCUAUCUGUGUCGCAUGCCAGAAGCCGCUGGAGGUUGAGCUCGAGCCCGAAGAAUACGAGGAAGAUGUCCAAAUGGGCGGCUCAUCGUCCGGCAAAGCGCCCGCCGCAGCCCCAGAAACAGUCCCAGACGACGUGCAACUAAACUGCGGCUGCCACUUCCACUGGGACUGCCUCCUCGAAGCCUACCAAAUCACCGAAUGCCCUUCCUGCGGCAAAAACAUCGCAUCCACAUCGCCGACCGGCACCCAACAAGUCCUCUGCACCCUCAACAACGAAGGCGGCCUCCAAGAAAACCUCGACAUCCUGCCCCUCCUCACCGAAGAGAGCUACCUCAAAGCGUACCCCAACGAGCGCAAGUGCCGCGCCUUCCUCGAGUUCUGCCGCGAGGGCGAUAUGCAGGCUAUAGUUGGGAUGCUACAAGGCGACAACGAAGAUUCAGACGAAGAUGAAGAUGAAGACGAAGAAAUGGCCGACGAUGACGCCGAGGGCAGCGCAGACGUUGGCAUCGACGCGCUCCUCCGCUACCAGGAUCCCAUCGGCGAGAUGCAGUCCGGGCUCCACGCCGCAGUGCAAGCGCAGAGUAGGGAAGUCGCGUGGCUGCUCCUGCUGCUGGCGAGUAAUCUCCCCGCUGCUGGAGUUUCCGCCUGA
Molecule: messenger RNA, 651 nt
Organism: Didymosphaeria variabile
Lineage: Eukaryota; Fungi; Ascomycota; Dothideomycetes; Pleosporales; Didymosphaeriaceae
Exons: 2
Coding region: 1-651 (216 amino acids)
Source: RefSeq, a predicted model, not a curated record